Dromiciops gliroides (monito del monte) is the source of this 6052-nucleotide messenger RNA. RefSeq names its product DnaJ heat shock protein family (Hsp40) member C27 (gene DNAJC27). The transcript is spliced from 7 exons. The coding region runs from base 191 to 1012 and encodes 273 amino acids. Lineage: Eukaryota; Metazoa; Chordata; Mammalia; Microbiotheria; Microbiotheriidae. The record is from RefSeq and is a predicted model, not a curated record. Gene Ontology annotation, molecular function: GTP binding; GTPase activity.
GGGCUCGGGGCACGCCUGCUGCUUGGCAGUCUGGCCCGCUAUGGCGGGUCGUGUCUCUGAGGCGGCAGCGGUGACGGCGACGGCGUAUGCGGCGGCUCCCCGAUUAGCCGGCGGAGGCCCAAAAGAAGGCCGAGCUUAGCGAAAGAGGAACGACUGCAUCCUGUUCGUUGGCUCCGCGGCCGUGAGAGCAAUGGAGGCCAGUAUGCCGAAGCGGAAGGAGCCGGGCAAGUCCCUGCGCAUCAAAGUCAUCUCCAUGGGCAACGCAGAAGUGGGGAAAAGCUGUAUUAUAAAACGCUAUUGUGAGAAGAGAUUUGUGCCCAAAUACUUAGCAACAAUAGGAAUUGACUAUGGAGUUACAAAAGUAUACGUCAAAGACAGAGAAGUCAAAGUUAAUAUCUUCGAUAUGGCUGGACAUCCAUUCUUCUAUGAGGUUCGAAAUGAGUUUUAUAAGGACACACAGGGUGUCAUCCUAGUUUAUGAUGUGAACCAGAAGGACUCCUUUGAGGCUCUUGAUAGCUGGCUGGCAGAAAUGAAGCAAGAGCUUGGACCACAUGGAAACAUGGACAAUAUUAUAUUUACAGUCUGUGCCAAUAAGAUUGACUGUACCAAGCAUCGCUGUGUAGAUGAAAGUGAAGGACGCCUUUGGGCUGAAAGCAGAGGGUUCCUUUAUUUUGAGACUUCAGCACAAACUGGAGAAGGAAUCAAUGAGAUGUUCCAGAUGUUUUAUUCUGCCAUAGUUGACUUUUGUGAAAAUGGUGGGAAACGUCCCGUAACAAACGUCAGCAUAAGUUUCACCAAAGAGCAAGCUGAUAACAUUCGCAGGAUUCGAAACAGCAAAGAUAGCUGGGAUAUGUUGGGAGUCAAACCUGGAGCCACAAGGGAUGAAGUGAAUAAAGCCUAUCGGAAACUUGCUGUGCUUCUCCACCCUGACAAGUGUAUGGCUCCAGGCAGUGAAGAUGCCUUCAAGGCAGUUGUGAAUGCCCGGACAGCUCUCCUGAAAAACAUCAAAUAACCUAGAAUGCAGCAGGAAACAGACAAGUACUUGUCUUCACUAGAGAAUCCCAAUGCCCAGAGAGAAAAAGAAUUUAGACCUCACUUACCAAGGCUUGUUGCUCUGUCCAUUUGUGUAUAUACAAUUGGAGAUUCUCAUCACUAUUUUUUGGACCUUUUUGAAGGAAAAAAAAUGUGCUAUUGUUUUCAGGUGUGAAGAGCCUAUGAUUCAUAUUACUCAUUUUUAUUUGCCCAUUUUUAAACAGUCUGAUAACUCUCUUCUCUUUAUUUAUAAGCAUUGUAGUAGUGGCAUCUCACAGACACUUUACUCAGGGGAAGCCAUCUGGCUUCCUCGGGUGAGAGACACCUCUCAGUUAUAUUUUACUUUGGUUCAUCAUCUGAGUGAUAAAUCAGGAAUGAAAGCAGGGAAUAGAACAUUCUCCCAUGAUAUGACAUCAUGAAGGAAUGUUGAAGGAGAAUAUUGAGGAAUUCUGAGUGGUUUUUUAACCACCACUUUAGAAUUAAUGAAUUCCAUCUAUCUCUUUGGUUUCAGUGAAAUGGGUUGAUUUGCUUCUGAAUUAAGACAACUCUUUCCUUCUCAUGAGCCUGCACUCCCUUCAAUAUAUUUCCAGCCACUCCCUAGGAGAAUAAAUCCUAGCCUUCUAGGACAAGUUGAAGUCUGGGAAUGCCAGCAGCUGCUUGUUCCACCACAGCUGCUGCCAUCAUUCCUUGGUCAAUGGGAGUUAAUACCAGUACAGAGUAUCAUAGGUUUAGUUGUUAUGGGAUCAAGCUGCAGGCCAGAAAGGAUGAGAAGGCAUGCACACAGGGUUAGGCUUGGUGUCAGUACUCAAGCAUUGGCCAUAAAUCCUGGCAGCAGCAGCAUUUCUAGGCAGGAGGGACCUGCGUUUUCUAGGGCAUGUCCUCUGACUCUUUGGGGAAAACACCCAGCUAAGCCUGAAAGUCUUUCAUCUACAGAUGGGUGAAAAAGGGUGAGGGCAGGAAGCAUCCUUAAAUUCUCAUCCCUCUACCUCUCCUCUCCUCUUCCCAUGACAGCUCUCCUUUUUUUUCCUCUUCAGCUACCACCAUCAUUCUCUCUCUUCCCUGUACUUCUAGUUACUAUACUCUCCAUCUUCUAGUUUAGGCAUGCUAUCCAAACCAAUUUAACCAGUCUGAAAGGUUUAGUAGGGAACUUUGGGAUGGUAAUGGAAAAGAGAGUCUGUGUCUGGUUAGGAGAGAAGAGGGAAGUACUUUCUGCCAUUUUUGCUUAGACUCUCAUUUUUAUAUAGCAAUAUUUAUUCAAAACAUAAACAAACAUUAAUUUUGCCUAGAGGAAUACCAUCAUGUUCACCAUCACGGCAUCCUCCUCAUCAUACAAAGUACAACUACAAAGUAAUAAAGAUUUUCACAUGUAACUUUAUGGAAUACAUCUGAUUACUUUAUAAGUAUGCCUCAUAUUCUUUGGCAGCUAUAAAAAAUAGUUUAACUGGGCCUUUGAGGUCCAUAGACAUAUUUAUUGUACAAAAAACUUGAAUAGUCGAUCCUUUAGAUUUGCCCAAAAGAACUUACUUUAUGGCCUAAGGUGAAAGACAGGCCAAGUUGUCAGAGCCUCGUAGCAUCAUCUGUCCUAAAGCUGCCGUGUUUUCAUGUUACUAGAAUCAGGCUGUGUUUUGCUCUGUUUUUAGUUCAUCCAAAGCAUCAUUCCUGGCCUCUGAUGUCAUUAUUUUAGUGAUGCUUUAAACGUUAUUUUUACUUCCGCCCCCCACCCAAUACAAUUAUGGGUCUGAUAUGAUUGGAAAUGUUUUCAGGUAGUUGGGUUAGAUUUCAUUACAUGUUUGAAAUCUUGAAUUAAAAAUAAUCAACAAAAUACUACAGGGUCCUUGGUCCUAGUUUGAGAAUUCUCAGCACUUUUAAAAUAGCUUGCUUGUGUGUGGUUUUCCUUUGACCCUCUUGCUAGUCUCAGCUCACUGAGCUACACAUAUUUGUCACCAACAUAGUAUACCUGUGUAACAGGCCCCGAGCCAAAUUAAAGUCGUAAGGGACCUGGCAUGUGCUUUAUAUGUCUUUUUCAUACUUAAAUAGUGUUGGAACUUGUAAAAAAGAACUCAAAUCAGAUGAAUAAGGGAGUCAUCUAGUAUUGUCAUUUGCCAGUUGCCAUGUAUAUAGAUCUAGCAUACUGAAUUCUUUGGCACAAUAUAAAUAGCAAAAUUACCAACCCUUUUUGAUAUAAUCAUAGAUGGGUCCCUUUACCUCAGCUUCAGUGCAUGAGUGAUUAAAUAUGGCAGGUAGAAUUCCAAUGAGCAUCUCAGCUGUUAUCUUUUCAAUGCAGAUGUAGUUCAUCGAGAUUUAAAGCUCAGUCCUGAUCCAUAGGUCUUAGAAGUCUUUGUUUUCCACAAUGAGCAGUUUCAGCACUGUAGCUGCUACAUACAAAGAUUCUCUGCCCUUUAUGUUUUGAAGGGUUUUGUUUUACUUAUUUAUUUUAAGCUCAGCAUCCUGGCAGUUAUUGCUGUGGUCCUUGAGCAGGAUUCGAAGGUAGAACAGAAAUAAUAGUUUGGCAGGUUCUGGCUCUUACGCCUUUUUCUAUUAAGAAAACCUGCAGGCAUUUAACACCCUUCUGCUAAAAAUAUGUAUACAUUAGUUCAACCUUGUGAUAGUUCUUGAGUCAGUUGGAUUUCUUUCAGAGGACUUGAUUUCUUUCAUAGGGGAUAAGUAUAAAAAUAAUAGUUUAAUGCAGUUCUUAAUUGGAAAACAAAUUAUUCCUUCUUAGUUCACAAGGAUAUAAUAUUUUAGCAGUUGUUUACAAAGUUCAAGAGAGAUGUUGCUUUAAUGUAACAACAUACCUAAAUACCUUAAUUUAUAUUCUUUUUGACUUGAUAUUCUGACAAUAAUUCAACUUUCAAUAUUUUUCCAUUUCAGUACCAUUGUCAACAUUGUCAGAGUACAUCAUAUGUUGAACUCUCAGCCAAACAGGAUCCAGCAAGAUGCUUUUUCAUUACCAGUUUUCCGAAAAGGAAAAUAUAGGAAUUUGAAAACAUAACCUCAUAUUUCAUAGAAGUUUAAUGUUUUAUUUUAAAACCAAUUUAGAGAUGCUUACUUUAGAUAGAGGAGGUCACAUUUCUGAUAUUUCACGAAUCGAAUUGUUUCCUGCAAACCAAACUGCAAUUUCAAGCCAUGAAAAUAAAGGCCAUAUUGAUAAAAAAUAUAUUUCUUUUAGAAAACAGACAUAAUCCAAUAAGUCAUAGCAUUUUCUGUGAUGACUACCCUUCUGGUAUUGUUCCCUCUUGAAAUGUGAAUGUCACGCAUAACCUUGUUUCAGACCUUUAGGUUGACUUUACCUAUUUUUCUUUUUUUUUUAAAUGAAAUACCUAUUUAAUCUAGAAAGUAUUUAUGUCUUGAAUGGAGAGUGUUUUUUGCCUUUAAGUUAUGUAUUUUUAUAAAGUAAAGCCAAACUUCAAACACACUAGUUUUGUCUGUGUUCUACAUUUGUGUGUGACUCAGUGGCAUCUAAUAAAAUAUGCAGUGGGCUGAGUCCUUGACUUUGCCAGUUACAGUUGUAUAUCCUUAGACAAAAAACCAUGCUUCAGUUUUUGCACUUGUCAAAUGAGGAGAAUAAUAAUCAUCAGUGCUUUGCACGUAUUCGCCACCUAAUAAAUGGUUGUUGAAUGAUUGGCUUCAUCGUUAUUCUGAACUUAUUAACGUGCUUUGAGCUUUUCAAAAGGUGACAUUUUAAGUUUGGUGUUCCUAAAUUGGAUGAUCUGUUGUUUGGGUUAUACUGAACAUGCAGAGUAAGAUAAUCAAGUUAACUGGUACCUAGACAGUGGGAAAGUUUCAUAUAAAAAGAAAAAUGCUACAGGGAACCUAGAAGCUAAUAACAAAAGCAAUGGAAAGUCAGCACCCAGAAAACGCAAAGAUCUAAACCUUCAAAUAAAAGAAGAAAAAAGCUUCAAAAUUCAGUUUAUGGAAUGAAAUUCUCUUAAUAGCCAUCAUGGGUCAUAAAAAAAAAGUUGUGGAGAAACCUGUGGUCCUCAGGCUAGUAUAAUCUAUACUAAACCACGGGAAUUAGUAAAGGUUAAAUACUUAAUCCAUUAAAUAAAGGAUCCAGUGAUUUAAAAACAACAACAACCCUAAGGAUUAUAUACUUAAUCCAAUUACCUAUCACUUAUUAAGCACAUUGGAAGUUUUUUGCUUUCCAAGUUUGUGUUUUUAGUCUAGGGGAAUUGGUAUUUUAAUCUGUGAUAUUUUAAGAAAUGUAUUAAUUGUUUAAGCUUACCUUAUGCUUUAUUAGUUUAAGAGACAAAUUGAGGUUUAUGGUUUUAUAAACUAUUUUAUAUUAGAUUACUUUUAACAGCUAUAUUUCUAAUAAAGCUUUAUUUUCAAAUGCUUAUUUUUUUAUUGACUUCUGAAACUUUUUUGGUUUUUUUGGCAGGGCAGUGAGGGUUAAGUGACUUGCCCAGGGGCACACAGCUAUUAAGUGGCAAGUGUCUGAGACUGAAUUUGCACUCAGGUCCUCCUGAAUCCAGGGCUGGUGCUUUAUCCACUACGCCACCCAGCUGCCCCCCAACUUGUGAAGCUUUUUUACUUUUGUCUGUACAAAAUUUGGAAGAAAUACUAUUUUACCCCAUUAGAUUUGUUUUACAUACCCAAAGUUACUUUAAAAAAUGCGAACUUUGUAUUUAUGAGCCCUCUUUCUAAAUUCUUGGACAACUGAGGUUGAUACUUUAGUUAUUAAAUUGAAGAUUUAUAGUUGAUAAAAUACCCGUUUAAAAAUCACAUUGAUAAAUUAGGUGGUACAGUUGUGCACAUCUGGGUGAAACAGAGUAAGGUCCUUGCAUAAGUAACAGGGUCAUCUUUACUCUUGGCAAUGUUAUUAGUGUUCUCCUUAAUUACCUUGUAUCUACUUUGUAUCAUUCUGUAUUUAUUCUAUAUCUGUUAACUCUGUACAUACACAUAUGUUGUCUCCCCCAUUCAAAUGUAAGACCCUAGAGAAAAGGGAAUUUUUUUGGUCUUUUUCUCCCAGGCACCUAACAUAGUUCCAGCCACACAAUAGGCACUUAAUAAAAUGACU